GGCUGUAACUGGGUGAGGGAAACUUCUGUCAUUCAGAUACUGGCCAUAUGACCCACAUGCAACCUGCAGUGCCCUGGCCUAUAAUUCAGCUACAACGGGAUCAAGAAAAAGGAAGAAAGAUGAUGGUGGAAUAUGUGAAUUUAGCUCUACAAGUGCGUGGUGAAGCGUUAUAAGGCUAUUUUUGCGUAGAAGACCAGGACAGUGUCUUCUUAUCCAGAGAUGGUGGACACGGAGAGCAGCGUGGUCCUUGCUGAGUUUUGGGCUGGGCACGUUGGACUUGGCAGAGAUGGACAACAAGAUGAAUAGUUUUGACAUGGAGACCCUGUCGAUGCUGGACUACCCUUAUCUCCCUUCUCUAGAGUACAACCACAACAGUUCCCAUCACCACAGCCACAACAGUUCCCAUCACCACAGCCACAACAGUUCCCAUCACCACAGCCACAACAGUUCCCAUCACCACAGCCACAACAGUUCCCAUCACCACAGCCACAACAGUUCCCAUCACCACAGCCACAACAGUUCCCAUCACCACAGCCACAACAGUUCCCAUCACCACAGCCCAGACAGAAGCCACUCAUGUAACCACAGCCCAGACAGAAGCCACUCAUUCAACCACAGCCCAGACAGAAGCCACUCUUUUAACCACAGCCCAGAUAGAAGCCAAUCAUUUAACCACAGCCCAGACAGAAACCACUCAAUCAACCACAGCCCAGACAGAAGCCAAUCAUUUAAUCACUCCAAUCCCCCUACUUACACAGACGCCAGCUCUCCGCUCAAUAUUGACUGUAGAGUGUGUGGGGACACGGCCUCAGGCUUCCACUAUGGGGUCCAUGCCUGUGAGGGCUGCAAGGGAUUCUUCCGCAGAACCGUGCGGUUAAAACUGGUGUAUGACCACUGUGAGCUGCACUGUCGGAUUCACAAAAAGAGCCGGAAUAAGUGCCAGUACUGUCGCUUUCAGAAAUGUCUGCUUGUGGGCAUGUCACACGACGCCAUCCGCUUCGGCCGGAUGCCCCAGGUGGAGAGAGAGAAGCUGCAGGCUGAGUUUAUGGAUGUGGACCCCAGGAACCCAGAGUCAGCGGACCUGAGAGCCCUGUCCAGACAGCUGUGCUUGUCCUACCACAGACACUUUCCCCUGACCAAGAGCAAGGCCAAGGCCAUCCUCUCUGGAAAGACCCACGGAAACUCACCGUUUGUCAUCCAUGACAUGAAGUCUCUGACGGCGGGUCAGUACUUUAUAAACUGUAGACAGCUCCCAGUACUGGAGCGCCAGAGGUCCGUCCUGCCCCCUGAGGAGCCUGCUGGGGAGCUGGAGCUCUCUGUCUUCCGCCGCAUCCAGAUCCGCUCCGCCGAGGCCGUACAAGAGGUUACAGAGUUCGCCAAGAGCAUCCCUGGGUUCACAGAGCUGGACAUGAACGACCAGGUGAUCCUGCUGAAGUACGGGGUCAUCGAGGUCAUGACGACCAUGCUGGCGCCGCUCAUGAACAAGGACGGCACACUGUUUGCCUAUGGACAGAUCUUCAUGACCCGAGAGUUCCUCAAGAGCCUGAGGAAGCCCUUCUGUGAGAUGAUGGAGCCCAAGUUUGAGUUUGCGGUAAAGUUCAACGUGCUGGAGCUGGACGAUAGUGAUAUGGCGCUCUUCUUCGCCGUCAUCAUCCUCAGUGGAGACCGUCCAGGCCUGGUGAACGUGAAGCCCAUUGAGGACCUCCAGGAGACAGUGCUGCAGGCCCUGGAGCUGCAGUUGAAGACCAUCCACCCAGGCUGCCCCCAGCUGUUCGCCAAGCUACUGCAGAAGAUGACCGACCUGCGGCAGCUGGUGCCCAACCACGUCCGCCUCAUCCACCUGCUCAAGAAGCAGGAGCUGGAGGUGUGUCUGCAUCCCCUACUGCAGGAGAUCAUGAGAGACCUGUACUAAAGUGGAGGGGGACUCAGUUUAACAGCUAUGAAGGAAUAGAAGACUGCUCACUGUGAUAUAUACAGUAGUACAGUAUUAUCCCAAUUGUGAUUACUGUAACAAUGUGUAGACCCUUAUAGAUCUUUAACUAGCCUGGUCCUAGACCUGUUUGUGCUUCGUCAACUCCUCUGUGGCUUGUACGUCGUAACAACAAUAGUCACUGAGACCAGGCUAUUCUUCGUCAGGUUCUCAAGGAAACCGAAUGUCUGACUUCAGAAGUGACCUCCGUAACAAAGACACGUUCUGCCGCUCCGCUGAACCCUCUGUUUGAUAUUCAGUAAGGGGAAAGAUUGGUUUCUUGGAAGGGUCUUUGAACUGUACUACACUGUGAAUGAUUCAUUACAGAGCUUCUCACUGUCUCGUUGUUGUUGCAGCUAUUCAGUCUUCUGCUGUGCUGAAGGGAGAAGUACUUUCAAUUGCAGGGCAUUCAUUGGAGCAUUUGACAAAUAGAAUAAAGCUUGGCUGAGGGUGUAAUAUAAUGUGAAAACAAUAUGUUAUCCUAAUACAUUUUUUGUUAAUGAUACACAUUUGUAAUAAUAACAAUAAUAACUUUAUUUGUGUAGCUUUAUAUCAUAAAAUAAUCCAAUCAAUGUACUAAAAAAGAAACAGACAGAAGGAAGUAGAAUGAAAACAAAUAUAGCUCAUUCAAAUAAUUUGUUAUGUACAGCAUAUCGAGUCUCCUUGUCUUUGAAUCAUUCUAUAGGGGUUAGAGAAAUGUGAAAACAUCUCGAGUUUCCAUUUCCUCAACACGACCCUCUCCAAACAUGUCAGUGUAUAAUGCAUCCAUCUUUUUGCCUAACAUAGUAUAUGACAUGUACUACCACGGACAUAUAUCCCGUGUUGUUUAUAAUGACCUGAAUAAGCAAUACGAAAAUCCUCUCUAGUAAGUACAUGCAAGUAUUGCUCAAUGUUGCCAUCUGCUGGUGAAUAUAUUGCACAUUCUGUUGCUUUAUGACGUUAUGCAAUGUCAUGAUAUUCCACUGUUGCUGACACAUGGUGAAAUGUUCCAGCUCUUAUGUUAGGGUGACUUGAAGGGCUUUAUGAUUAUUGCUAUACAUGGUGUAUUUGAUCUACAUUGAGAUAUGGCAUUAUUUAAAAUACUUCAGUUUAGUCAAAACAUCAUUGGGGAAAUGAUACAAUAGAGUGGUCCUUUGUAGCUCAGAUGGUCGAGCAUGGCGUUUGUAAUGCUAGGGUCGUGGGUUUGAUUCCAGGGAACACCCAUAAUGAAUAGGUAUGCAAGUUGCUUUGGAUAAAAGCAUCUGCUCAGUGACAUAUAUUACAAUGCUUCCGUGAACUAACAAUCUGCAUUACAGGAAGUAGACCUGCAGUACACACUUAUCUACUAUAAGUGUCUAUCUUUUGAAUGUAAAUGUAGAUGCCCCCCCCCCAAAAAAAACAGGAUUUUGUAUAUCCAACCAAUGCCUUGUAUAUCCAACCAAUGCCUUGUCUCUUUCUGUGUUCAGACACUGGUCAUGCAUUGAUAGACAGCUUUUGUUUUGAGUGAAUCCGGUCUUUAUAUGGUUCAUCCUUGAGCUGUAUUUGGUAUACACCCUACUGGGCUUGUCAUGAGUUACUGUCACCAUGCCCACGGCUGUAUUCUGUCUCGGUGGACACCUGUGCUCUGCAGAUUAGAUGCUGUGUCUCCUCCAGCAUGGCUCUGUGUACUGUGUCUGUGUGCACGUGUGUGUGUUUUUAAAGGGAUAUCUGCACAUGGGUUGCACACGGGCUUUGUUGUAUGUGCAAGGAGGAAUGACCUGUAUACUUGUGUUUGUAGAUAUUGAAUAACGUAGGCGACUUAAAGCCCCCUGGACCUUCUAUAGCACCCCCUGUGUGAGGAGGUUGAAUCUGCUGCAUGUGUACAAGCAAAGUAGGCAGCAACAUGAUCACAGCAUGCCGCCUUGUGGAGCUCUUGUCGCCAUAGGGCCAGAUUAGAGUUUGCUAUUUGUAUUCUAUUGCUCGUCUUAUUUUCAGCAGUCUCUGUGGCCUGUCAGAAAGCAGAAAUAGAACAGUUAAACAAACAGAUAGCAAAACUCCACAGAAAUAGAAGCCAAAGAGGCCAGCCAAUAAAGGCCUUGCGAUUCACAACUUUCGAUGACGCCAUGGCUAUUUUUCCCUUCCCUUUUUUGAGACAAAUGGUUCAGUAAGAUAUAAUAAAUCACAUUACUAAUUGCAAAAGCUAGCUAGCCGAAGCGAUGGUCAGGUAAGUAACGUUGGAGUCACACGGCUUUUACUUUGAAACUGCUAGUACACGUUUCCUAUGGCAGCCCUUACUAUGCCCACACCGUGUGUGCUCAUUCAUUCAAAUCUUGUGGGCGACAUAGAAAAAUUAAUUCACGUAAUCAAAAUUGAUUAUCCGUCUUUGUUGUUUAAGAUCAGAUAUUGAUUGAACAAACCGUACAUGGAUCCUAAAGCUUAUGCCCUGUCACAACCUAUGGAGCGAUUUCAGUGCCAACAUAAAUUGUAUUUUAAUUCCAUAAUUUCGAAUGUGUAUUUGGAUAUUGAAUUUUAAUUAAAUACUUUGAUGUACAAUAAUGUGUGAUGCACAAAUGUAGCCAUUCAAUUCAUAAAUUGAACUUUUCAUGAUUUUAAACGGAAUUGAAUAAACAUACAAAUCCAAUAUUUAUAUGUUGAGUUUCAAUAUGGUAAAUAUUGAAAUCAUUGUCUGUUUAUCAAGUUUAUCAAAAUGUAUAUAUUCAACUUCUCAGAUGCAUUCAGAUUCAGCUUCUCUAAAUUCAGAUUCCAAACAUCCUGGUACAUUACCAGCCAGGAAAUAUAGAGAACAGAUAGAAUCAAAUGCUCUCGUGUUAAACAGAAGCUUCUGGUGGGUUCUGAAGCCAAUGUGGCAUGUUGAAUUUCUCUCUUUCUAUGGUCUGAAUACUUAUGUAAAUAAGGUAUCUGUUUUUAUUUUUAAUAAACUUGCAAAAAAUCUUAAAA
Oncorhynchus masou masou (cherry salmon) is the source of this 4885-nucleotide messenger RNA. RefSeq names its product peroxisome proliferator-activated receptor gamma-like. The record is from RefSeq and is a predicted model, not a curated record. The coding region runs from base 287 to 1912 and encodes 541 amino acids. Gene Ontology annotation, cellular component: nucleus. The transcript is spliced from 6 exons. Lineage: Eukaryota; Metazoa; Chordata; Actinopteri; Salmoniformes; Salmonidae. Gene Ontology annotation, biological process: negative regulation of cholesterol storage; negative regulation of transcription by RNA polymerase II; positive regulation of fatty acid metabolic process. Gene Ontology annotation, molecular function: DNA-binding transcription repressor activity, RNA polymerase II-specific; zinc ion binding; RNA polymerase II cis-regulatory region sequence-specific DNA binding.